AUGGCGGGACGGGUUGAGCAAGUGUACGGUCGCGUGACGAUCGAGGAGCUCGUACUGGGCGGUGACCGAGAGAGGUGGUGGCGCGAGCGGGGCCCUGUUGUUGGGGGUCGUCAACUGCUCGUCACGUGCUUUGCCCGACCACUUGGUUGUCAGGGGCUAAGUCUGCCUUACCCGCAUGAAAACGGGGAAAUUUCCUCGAACAGAAGGAACCCCAAAGUCGCGCCAGCAUUUGAGGAAGUGCUGGACUCCAUCGGGUCGAGAGGAAAAUUUCAGACAAGGCUCAAUAUUGUUUUCAACUGCGUCGGCCCAUGUCUCAAUAUGUUGAGUGUAAAUAUUUUCUUUCUAGCAAUGCAGACGCCCGAUCACUGGUGCCAUGUUCCUGGCAGGGAACGUACCAACCUGUCGCUGGAGGAGUGGAAGAAUUUUACAAUUCCGAGGGCAGGCAAUUCGUUCAGCAAGUGCCUGAUGUACAACCAGAGCGAUGGUAUCAAUGGCGUCAACUGGAACAGUUCAGAACCCGUCAAGUGUCAGCACGGCUGGGAUUACGACGACACGUGGUUCUCUCUGACCGUCCCCUCCCAGAUGAACUGGGUCUGCGACAACGAGCAGUCCGCCAAUGACGUCUUGUUCUACGCACAAAACAUCGGAGUGGCUCUGAGCCUGCUAUUCGGAUACAUAGGCGACAUGUACGGACGGCAGCUCCUGCAGUUCCUCUGCCUGGUGGCCCACGCGAUCAGCAGACUGCUGCUUGUCCUCACACUAGACUUCCUGGUGCUGUUCAUCCUGGCACAGUCCCUCGUAUCAGCAGCGGCCGGACCUAUGCAUGAAUCUGCCUUGUCUGUUGGUUUGGAACUGGCAGACGUCAGACAUCGCACGACCCUGAACUACUUGUCAAGCUUUUGCUUGGGGGCUGGCGUUAUGGCUACUGGCUUCUUAGGUUGGGGUCUGCGCAACUGGAAUUACUCAAUGUGGUUCCCGGAGUCUCCUCGGUGGUUGGCGUGCAGAGGUCGCGAGGAGGACGCCCUGAGGCUGCUGAGACGCAUCGCCACCACCAACGGCGGGCGGCUGCCUCCGUUCGCUCCGAGGGUGAUGCGGACCGUGGCCAAGGCCCAGAGGGACAGGAAGGGCUUCCUCAGCCUCUUCUCCAGCUGGAACGUCUUCAAGAAUACGGUGCUGCUCAUCACUGCCAGGUCUGCGCACGUACUGACGCAGUACUCGCUGGUAUUGCUGGCUGGUGGUGUGGGCGUGAAUCCCUUCCUGACGCUGGUGGCGCAGGGCGCGGUGCAGCUGCCCUCUGUCUGCACCGUCCACGUCUGCGCGGCGCGCUUCGGCCGCCGCUGGAUCGGUGUGGGCUGUGCUCUGCUGGCAGGGGUCACCUGCGCGGCCACCGCCUGCAUGCUGCAUGCUGGCAUCAUCGGACUGCCUAUCACGGUGGCGGCUGUGAUAACGCAAUUCUUUUCGACGGGCACAAUCUCCAUGGCCAACCUGCAGAGUGUGGAGGUCCACCCCACAUGUCUGCGCCAGAUCGCGGCCUGCGUCGAGUGGACCGCAGCUGCCAUCGUCAUGUCUGCUCUGCCAUACGUGGCCCUCAUGAGUGAUAGACGGACCCCCUACGCCAUUCUCGCAGCUCUAAACUUGGGAACAGCGUUUGCAGUAUCGUUCCUUCCAGAAUCGGCGUUGCAGAGGCUACCAGAAUCAUUACAGGAUGCUGCCGUCUUCGGAAAAGACCAGAAGUAUUGGAGCUGGAAGCCAAAGCCAGCUCCACAGUGUGCCAUGGAGUAA
This is a messenger RNA of Schistocerca serialis cubense, 1782 nucleotides long. Its product is annotated as solute carrier family 22 member 7-like. Gene Ontology annotation, cellular component: membrane. The record is from RefSeq and is a predicted model, not a curated record. Gene Ontology annotation, molecular function: transmembrane transporter activity. Gene Ontology annotation, biological process: transmembrane transport. Lineage: Eukaryota; Metazoa; Arthropoda; Insecta; Orthoptera; Acrididae. The coding region runs from base 1 to 1782 and encodes 593 amino acids. The transcript has 9 exons.